AAUAAUUUUCUGUUUUCUGAUUGUUCAAUACAUUAAAUUGUUUCCAUUUUGAUUUUGUUUAAUUGACCGUCGAUAAUUUUCAAUUAAAGUGACCAUGGUAGAUUCAGAUGAUGUCGACAAGACAAUUGCUCAGGACAUCGUUGUCACCAAGUACAAAAUGGCUGGUGAAAUAGUUAAUCGUGUCCUGAAAACAUUGAUUGCCCAAUGUAAGGCUGAUGAAAGUAUUACCACCUUGUGUGAACUUGGUGAUAAAAUGUUAAGUGAAGAGACUGGUAAAGUUUUCAGGAAGGAUAAAGAUGUGAAAAAAGGAAUCGCUUUUCCUACCUGUGUAUCUGUUAAUAACUGUAUCUGCCAUUUCUCACCUCUUAAAAGUGAUCCUGAUAUAAAGCUAAAAGAUGGAGAUGUUGUUAAACUAGAUUUAGGAGCUCAUAUCGAUGGAUUUAUCGCAGUUGUUGCUCAUACUUUAGUUGUUGGUGCUUCAAAGGAAAAUAAAGUCAAAGAACGAAAAGCGGAUGUUAUUCUUGCCGCUCAUUAUGCGGCCGAAGUUGCGUUGAGACUGGUCAGACCUGGAGGUGAGAAUUACGCUGUAACCGAUGCUAUUCAAAAAGUUGCCGAAUCUUACAACUGUAAGCCAAUAUCUGGAAUGCUUUCGCAUCAAUUGAAACAGUUUAGAAUUGAUGGAGAAAAAUCGAUCAUUCAAAAUCCAACUGAGGCCCAAAGAAAGGAACACGAUCGUUGUGAAUUCGAAUUGCAUGAAGUCUAUGCUGUAGAUAUUCUUAUAACUACCGGUGAAGGAAAAGGACGAGAACUGGACGCCAAGGUUACUGUCUAUAAAAAGACUGAUGAGAUUUACCAAUUAAAGAUGAAAGCAUCUAGAGCCUUCUUUAGUGAAGUAGAAAAGAAAUUUGGAAACAUGCCUUUUACUAUGAGAGCUUUGGAAGAUGAGAAAAAGGCCCGUAUGGGUGCUGUAGAAUGUGCUAAUCAUAAAUUAAUCGAGCCUUUCGUUGUUCUCUUUGAGAAAGAAGGUGAAUUUGUAGCGCAAUUCAAAUUCACUGUACUCUUAAUGCCCUCAGGAUCCCAUAAGAUAACUGGCCUUCCAUGUGACCUAGAUUCUUACGAAUCUGAACACAAGAUUACAGAUGAUAGUAUUAAGAGUUUGCUAGAGAAAGGAACCAAAGCGAAAACAAAGAAGAAAAAAUCAGCCACCAAGACCGAAUCAGCUGAAGGAGGUGAUGGUGCCGCUGGAAAUACUCAGGCUGGAGAUUGAUCAAACUUUUAACAAACUUUGAUCUUCGAAUCUGCUGAAACUGUACAUUCUCCGUCGUUUGUUUGGAUUUCAUCUUGAAAAAAAAAGAUCUUUAAAAAUGGAAUCAACAAUUGAACUGAAUGUUUUCAACACUAAUAAAAAGCCAGAAACAUUUUGUUUGAAAAAGAAACAACUUGCAACAAUUAAA
Panonychus citri (citrus red mite) is the source of this 1454-nucleotide messenger RNA. Its product is annotated as proliferation-associated protein 2G4-like. The transcript has 4 exons. Lineage: Eukaryota; Metazoa; Arthropoda; Arachnida; Trombidiformes; Tetranychidae. The record is from RefSeq and is a predicted model, not a curated record. Bases 95 to 1267 code for a protein of 390 amino acids.